CCAACGCGUCGGCGCAAUCCAGACACUUCUCCUACCGUCACCACACCCUCACACAACAACGACACACCUUUCCCUUGAGUCACCUUUUCUGUUAUCUUCUGCGACUGCGGGCAGCGAACCAUUUUGUUAAUUGAACGAUCGACUUGGGGUGGGGAAUACGGGGUAAACCAGACCAAGCCAAGAGUGCGACAGGCUGCAUCGCGAGGACCCCAGACUAUUCUUCCAGCUUUUUGCCACAACACCCAUUCACUGCGACACACUCACACGCUCUCCAAUCGUCUCUUUAUACAGCAUCACGCAUAACUCCCAAUCACCACGAUCCGAUCCGACCCAACCCUUUCGUAACCGCAGCCUUCAACCGCAAUCAUGGCUCGCAAUAGUGAGAAAGCGCACUCGAUGCUGUUCCGGUUCCGCGCCGCGCAGGCAGCCGAAGCGGGAAUCAUCGACUUCUCGCGCGCACGGCGCCCCAAGCUCAUCACCUCCGUCUCCUCGAUACCGACGUGCGAGAGAUGGCGCGGACAAGUUCUCAAAGAAAUCAGUCGCAAAGUCAGCAAGAUCCAAGACGAAGCGCUCUCCGACUACCAGAUCCGCGACCUCAACGAUGAAAUCAACAAACUCAUGCGCGAGAAGCACAUGUGGGAGGUGCAGAUCCGGAAUCUGGGUGGCCCGAACUAUAUGAGAGGUGGGCGCGUACUCGAUGAGGAGGGUAGAGAGGUCCCUGGAGGUGGCAAAGGAUACCGAUAUUUUGGACGCGCAAAGGAGUUACCGGGUGUCAAGGAACUAUUCGAGCGGCAACAACGGCCAGAAGACGACGAGGGGAUCGCAAAGGGGAGAGAGAAGCGGAGCGAACUCAGACAGAGGGUCGACGCUGGGUACUACGGGUACAAUCUGGACGAAGAGGAUGGCACGCUGCUGGCAUACGAGCAGGCCAAGGAGAAAGAAGCAUACGAUAAUUUCAUCACUCUCGGCGACGACCUCAGCGAGAAACAGAGUACGACCCAGACCGAGUGGAUCGAGUUACCGGGCGAUGCUGGCGAUGGCGUCCGAUGGCGCGUUCCUACGCUCGAGGAGGUCAACGAUGAACUCGUAGAGCGUAGGCGGAGGAAGUUACUUGAGAAGCUUGGUUGA
Molecule: messenger RNA, 1128 nt
Organism: Periconia digitata
Lineage: Eukaryota; Fungi; Ascomycota; Dothideomycetes; Pleosporales; Periconiaceae
Source: the annotation of a GenBank genome assembly